GUAUCCCCUUCACAGCGGCAUGAUCGUCUGCAGUAAACAAAAAGUCGGGAGGUCCAGUACCGUGUGUGUUUGAAUGAAAUUACCAUGAAACCAGGGUCAACACGGCGAACGAAACAGUGACAAGUUCCAGUACAACUUCCCUUCUCCCCACACAUCCCAGUCAAGGAGGAGAAGGACACAGCAAUAUGUCAGCCGAAGUAGCAUCGAGUUCGGCUGUCCAGGAUGGCUCGAGGAGGACCCUAUUUACCCCACAGGAAAUCGACCAAAUCGCCAAGUUUCUCGUGUCGAACCAGAGGAGAGAGAGGGAGAAUAUCAUUAUUCCGAGGACCUUUGUUCCUGUGGUGAUAAAGGGGAGAGAAGAGAAGACAGUAGAAGCGAUAUUCGAGAGCUGUCCUUUCAAGGCGGUGUUGUCUCUCAUGGCAGGCUUUGUCCUUGGUGGUGGUAUUGGUCUAUUUGCUGCCAGUGUGACACCAACUAUACCAACACCAGAAAAACCUACACAGUCAGCCAGAGAGGUUCUCAGAGAAUUAAAAGUCUCUACAAUUUCAUAUGGUAAAAAUUUUGCUGCUAUAGGAUUCCUGUUUUCAGGGAUAGAAUGUGGGAUUGAGUCGUAUCGUGGGAAGAGCGAUUGGAAAAAUGGAACGUAUGCUGGAGGUCUCACAGGAGGUCUUCUUGGAAUUAGAGCUGGAGUGAAGGCUGGAGUACUUGGUGCCUGUGGAUUUGCAGUUUUUUCCUUUGCUAUUGAUUACUACAUGAGAGGAGGACUCUGAUUUCCUUUCUAUUAUAUUUUUGUGGUAGGGAAGGAGAGAUUUAUGUGAUGUCUUUUUUAUGAAAAAAAAAUCCCUUAAUGGCUUCCGUUAACAAUGUUUAUUCAUGUGGCAGGAUGACAGCAAUGUCUUCUGAAGAAUUCAAAACUUGUAAAUUGCAACUUUUGAAUUUAGAGAUUUGUGAUAUAGAUUUUAUGUAUUCAGAUGGUUUAUGGUUUAAAGAAAGAUUAUAACGUACAUUUGAAUUCAUAGUAAUUCUCUUCAUAUUUGUUGUUUAUAUGAACAAAAUAUAUACAGGUAAAAAACAAUAAAUCUACAGACUAUUGUAGAAGUUAUUUCAGAAAUCACCUUAAAUUGAUACAAUUUGUAAAUCACCAAAUAUUUGAAAAUUAAUACUUCCAUGAUGAGGCAAUGAAUGGACAUAGUGAUUUUAAAAUUUUGGAAAAACUGUUUGUGAGAGAAAAUAUUUGUUAUGUAAGAUCCAUUUCUGUAUGAAAAUCUUGUUUUUUUUACUUUCUUUUUUUCUAUAGUGGAAGGUGGAUACGGUACAAUAUUCAGACUUUGAUGAAGUCAAGUGGCUACAUGGCAAAGAAAAUCUCAGAAUUAUGUAAACAAUAAUUGUAUUAUUGUUUAGAGCUAAGAUAGCAGAAUAUUGUCAUGGAGUCUGCAUUUCUCUACUUUUGUUUAGCAAAAGAAAUAACUCGCAAAUGCCUCGGGUGCUCUUUAACCCACUUCAUGACUUAGCUUAGUCUGCCAAAUGAUGCUGGCUGCGAGAGGAUGAACUUUGUACUUUUAUUUGUUAAUACUGUUGAACUAUUUUCAUACAUGAUAUGUAUAUACAGUGUAUAUGACAUGAGAUAUGUAAAUAAAAUUGAACAAGAAA
Messenger RNA from Penaeus monodon (black tiger shrimp), 1650 nucleotides. RefSeq names its product mitochondrial import inner membrane translocase subunit Tim22-like. The transcript is spliced from 5 exons. NCBI's taxonomy places the organism in Eukaryota, Metazoa, Arthropoda, Malacostraca, Decapoda, Penaeidae. The coding region runs from base 186 to 770 and encodes 194 amino acids. Gene Ontology annotation, biological process: protein insertion into mitochondrial inner membrane. Gene Ontology annotation, molecular function: transmembrane protein transporter activity. Gene Ontology annotation, cellular component: TIM22 mitochondrial import inner membrane insertion complex. The record is from RefSeq and is a predicted model, not a curated record.